GGUGGGACAAUGAACUUCAACUUUGGGCCUGAUAGAGCGGAUAAUGCUCUGCCAGCACCUCGUCGCCAGCUCGAACCUUUCUCCAUGGUGCCUUUUGCGCCAGAUCCAGACUAUGUUGACAGGCCCGAUAUUCUCGCAUGGGUACGCGACAAGUGCGCGGGAAACGGAGCGCAAGCAGCGCUGAUGGGUCUUGGCAGAGUAGGCAAAUCGCAGAUCGCGAUACAAUACACCCAUAGCAUCCGCAAUACGAGCCCGCAGACAUUUGUUUUUUGGGUGCAUGCUAAUACCCCCGCCUGGUUCGAGGAAGCGUAUAAAGAUAUCGCAGACCGGUUACAGCUGCCGGGCAGGGACGACCCCAAAGUGAACAAACUGGUUAGAGACUGGUUGCGGGAUGAGACAAAUGGGCAAUGGUUCAUGGUCUUGGACAAUGUUGACGAUGUAGAGGCUUUUUUCCCAUCCCUGAAAUGCAAGCGGCGUAAGAAAGACACUGACACCCGUGCUUCUCUAACCACCUACCUCCCUCCGAGUCGCAAUGGAACAACACUGGUCACGUCGCGGAGCAAAGAUGCAGUUUACGGCUUAGUGGGUGAUCACAACAAGAUGUGCGAAGUGCUUGCUAUUAGCAAAGAUGAGGGCCUCCAGCUGCUGCGCAACAAACUAUGCAAUCCACGCCUUGAAGAGAGCGCUCUAGAACUAUUAGACGCACUCAACUGUAUACCUCUUGCCAUCAUCCAGGCGGCUACAUACAUGAAUCGAUGUGCAAACAUGACAGUGGCACGCUAUCUACACGAUUUUCAGAAAAACGACAAGAAACGAGAGUAUGUAGUCGAGUUGCGUCGAGAUGAGAGUGCCUCAAGCUCGAUAUUGACUACCUGGCAGAUGUCGUUCGACCAGAUCCGCUACGAACGGCCAUCGGCAGCUGACCUAUUGUCGCUCAUGAGCUACUUCAGCCCACAAGGAAUACCAGAGUGGAUAUUGUGGCGAUUCAGAAAGUACACAGUAAGGGUAACUGUCGCAGAAGAUGAUGAUGAUGAUGAUGAUGAUUGCGGGUUUGGCGAGGACCUGGCUACUUUACAAGCAUACUCCUUGGUAACAACGACCGCAAACAAUACAUGCGAGAUGCACGCUCUAAUGCAAUUCAGCACGCGAGCAUGGCUGUCAUCCUAUGGUGAUGCAGAGCGAUGGGAAGGAGAAUUUGUAAAGCUGAUGGAGAAAGAUUUCCCAGCUGGGUCGUAUGAAGACUGGGAAAAGUGGCAGCAGUUGUUUCCGCACGUGGAACCACUUUUUCACAACACACCAGCUACUCGAGAGAUAUUACCGUCAUGGGCCCAGGUGCUGAGAAAUGCAGCGUUUUAUCUAUAUCAAAAAGAGGACUGUACUACUGCAGCACAGAUUACAGCAAAGACACUAGCUGUUGAGGAGAAGAUUUUGGGUCCCAGUGACAGGGAAACUCUGUAUACAAUGACACAGUUAGCGCUAAUUUUUCGGUGUCAAGAUAGGCACGAAGAGGCAAUAAAACUCAACCGGCAAGCACUGGAAGCGAGCAUGAAGGCGCUAGGAGAGAACCACCCCAGUACGUUGGAGCAAAUGGCAAAUUUGGCAUCAUCGUUGUGUUCUCAAGACAAGUACGAUAAGGCCGAAAAUCUUUAUCAGAAAGCUCUAGAGGGGUAUAAGAAAGAGCUAGGAGAGAAGCAUCACUCAAUGCUGUCAACUAUAAGAGACCUAGCUUUAUUAAUGUCUCGUCAGAACAGGUACAGCGAGGUAGAAAAGCUCUAUCAAGAAGUUCUAGAGGAGUAUAAGAAAAAGCUAGGGGAGAAGCAUUACUUAACGCUGCGUAUUAUGAGUGAUAUGCCACAAAUUCUAUAUGCUCAAGGUAGGUAUGGGGAAUCAGAGAAGUUAUGUCGGCAAGUAUUAGGAAUAUCUACCGGGAGCGCCAUCCCCAUACACUGAUGCGUACCUACCAUCUCGCCCAAGCUUUGCACGGACUUCAUCGAUACGUGGAAGCAGCGAAGCUAUACCGACAAGCAUACAAUGGACUGGCAGAGCAAUAUGGAUCUCAGCAUCCACAUACGGUUCGA
Messenger RNA from Bipolaris sorokiniana ND90Pr, 2078 nucleotides. RefSeq lists its product as uncharacterized. Gene Ontology annotation, molecular function: protein binding. NCBI's taxonomy places the organism in Eukaryota, Fungi, Ascomycota, Dothideomycetes, Pleosporales, Pleosporaceae. The record is from RefSeq and is a predicted model, not a curated record. The coding region runs from base 10 to 1950 and encodes 646 amino acids. The transcript has 4 exons.